Molecule: messenger RNA, 1467 nt
Organism: Helobdella robusta
Lineage: Eukaryota; Metazoa; Annelida; Clitellata; Rhynchobdellida; Glossiphoniidae
Exons: 9
Coding region: 1-1467 (488 amino acids)
Biological process (GO): coenzyme A biosynthetic process
Cellular component (GO): nucleus; cytosol
Molecular function (GO): pantothenate kinase activity; ATP binding
Source: RefSeq, a predicted model, not a curated record
AUGACAUCGUUAUCAGCAGCGGAAUCGUCACCAUCAACUUCAUUAUGUUAUGCUGAUGAUGAUGAGGUCAUAUUAGAAGUGCCACAUGAGUUUAUGGACUUCCCAUUGGGUUUUGUGGUUGAUUCAGGCGGAUCGUUAUCGAAGGUCAUAUAUAGAUCAAAGAAGGAUUAUAAACAUGGAAAAAUUAUUAAGCCUUCAGACCAUGGCCUGCUACGUCUGAAAUAUUUCAAGAUGAUUAACAUAAACCAAAUAACGGAUUUCCUGAAAGAAAAUUGUGACGUGAACUUAACAGGAAACGGAUGUGGAACUGAUGGCGAUGAUUUUACUUGUUAUAUGACUGGUGUCACUACGCAGCAUUUCAAAGCUGAGUUGGAGAAAAAUUUUGGAGUAAAAAUAAAAUUGUACAGCGAGAUGAUGGCAGUGCAAAACUUUGUGAAAGUGGCAUCGCUUCUAAAGAUCGGUUGUUACGAUUAUGACUUCGAGGCUUUUUCUAAUGCAGCCAACAGACUUCGUAUAUUAGCCCAAGCAAUGGUUAAAUUAAAAACAUUCACCGAAGACAGCACAUUUGAUGAUUACAAGGCCGAUGAUUAUAUGGCCGAUAGAGCUGACAAAGAUUUGGAAAAAAUAAAUAUUUCCGAAAAAAAUUCUCAAUCAAAUUCAACAUUUGACAGUCCUCUGUAUGAACUACUGAGCUGUUCAGAUGAGAAAAAAUGGGCUGAUAAAUAUAUGAAGCCAGUUUCGGACCAAUUAAUCGCUCCGUCAACUUUUACCAUGUUUGGUUCUGCUUCGGGAACCAUGCUUGUUAACAAGGAUUACCAGCUCAAAGUUGUGGAUCUUAGCACAGUUGCCGGAAAAACCUUGUUUGGUCUUAUGGAGGAAUUAGUCGGCGAAACGGACUUUGAUAAAUUUAUGGAUAUGGCAGCUAGAGGUGACUUAACAAAAGUGACCACUUGUAUGUCGGACUUGAAAAAUUAUGGCAACGCGGAGGAAGACCUGUACGGAUUACUUCCAGACGAAUACCCCGCGUACGAACUCGGAAAACUAACAUCGGCCAAUGCAAAAGGAAAAGGUUCUUAUACCAAAGAAGAUCUGGCAGCGGGUAUCUUGAAUUUUCAGGCAAACAUCUUGAGCAAAUUUGCAUUACAUAACACUCUGAUCCAACAAGUGGACGUCGCUUAUUUCUGCGGGUCAGUCAUGAAGUACGAAUUGAUCAGGAAAAUGGUAACAAAGCACUUCCUCGGAGACGCUUUUUGGAUUGGAUUGGAAAAAGGUAAUUUACUGAAGCCCCUUUUCGUUCGCCACCCUGGCUUCUCGGUGGCUCUUGGAGUUUGCUCGGCUCCUCCGCGCAAGAGUACCAAGCCAGGCAUCCCAAAAUAUUUUGGAACCCAGUUUGAUACUGAGAUUUAUAAUUUUUCAUUUCCAUCGUACAAAACUCAGUUGGAAACGCUCCUAAACAUCGACUUAUAA